Molecule: messenger RNA, 1709 nt
Organism: Diospyros lotus (date-plum)
Lineage: Eukaryota; Viridiplantae; Streptophyta; Magnoliopsida; Ericales; Ebenaceae
Product: (R)-mandelonitrile lyase-like
Exons: 2
Molecular function (GO): flavin adenine dinucleotide binding; oxidoreductase activity, acting on CH-OH group of donors
Source: RefSeq, a predicted model, not a curated record
UUUGAAAGUGAGCCUUGGGGCUACGGCUGGAGCCUCGUGCACUUGGUUCUUCUUUGUUUCUGUUGUUGUUGUUUUGAUUUGAUUUCAUGGGGACCUUGCAUUACAGGUCCAAGUUAUCUCCAGUUCGUCUUCAACGCCACGCGGUUGCCUUCGGAAGAUUACUACGACUACAUAAUCGUCGGCGGUGGCACCGCCGGCUGCCCCCUGGCCGCCACUCUGUCGAAGUUUUUCCGGGUGCUGGUUAUCGAACGCGGCGGGGUGCCUUACGGGCAGCCGAACUUGAUGACCCAAGACGGCUUUGUCGCCGCUCUCACGGAGGUGGAUGCCUACAACUCCCCGGCGCAGCCAUUCACCUCCGAAGACGGCGUCCGCAACGCCCGCGGCCGUGUUCUCGGCGGCAGCAGUGCCAUCAACGCCGGGUUCUACAGCCGAGCCGAUCAAGAGUUCUUCGCCAAAUCCGGCGUGAAUUGGAACCUAAAGGUGGUGAACCAGUCCUACGAAUGGAUCGAGAACGCCAUGGUGUUCCGUCCGGAGCUAAAGAACUGGCAGUCGACUGUCCGAGACGCGAUGCUGGAAGCGGGAAUCGAUCCUUAUAAUGGGUUCACUCUGGAUCAUUAUUUGGGCACCAAGGUUGGCGGCACAACCUUCGACCCCGCCGGGCUCCGCCACAGCGCCGCCGACCUCCUCAGCUACGCGAAUCCUUCGAAUAUUCGAGUGGCUGUGUAUGCAAGCGUGGAGAGGAUUCUAUUGGCACCUUCUGGGCUCAAACAAUCGGCAAUUGGAGUGCUUUAUCGCGACCAGAUUGGGCAUUUCCACCACGCGAUGGUGCGGGAGAAGGGCGAAGUUUUGAUCUGCGCCGGCGCGCUCGGCAGCCCGCAGCUUCUGCUUCUGAGCGGCAUUGGCCCGAGACCCUACCUUUCGUCAUGGGGCAUUCCGGCGUUUCAUCACUCGCCUUAUGUUGGGCAGUUCAUAUUUGAUAAUCCCAGAACUGGCAUUUCAAUUGUGCCUCCAACCCCAUUGGAGCAUUCUCUCAUACAGGUGGUGGGAAUUACAAACUCGGGUGCUUACAUCGAAGCAGCCUCCAAUGUCGUACCUUUCGCAUCUCCGCCGCAGUCUCUCACUGUGGCCACCGUCAUGGUGAAGAUCGCCGGCCCGCUCUCGGCCGGUUUGCUCCGGUUGGCCUCGACGGAUGUUCGCGCUAACCCAAUUGUGCGGUUCAACUACUUCAGCCACCGGGGAGAUUUGGAGCGGUGCGUUAAGGGGUCGCGCAAGAUUGGGGAGGUGUUGAGGAGCCGAUCGAUGGAGGAAUUCAAGCUGCGGGAUUGGUUCGGGAACCGAGAUUUCAGAUAUGUGGGGCCGGGAUUGCCGGUCGAUCAGGCAAACGAUGUGGUGAUGGGAGAGUUCUGCCGGCGAACGGUGAGGACGAUCUGGCACUACCACGGCGGGUGCGUUGUUGGGAAGGUGGUGGAUCGGCGGUUCAAGGUGAUUGGGAUGGAUGGGCUCCGAGUGGUGGACGGUUCCACCUUCUCUGUGUCCCCGGGAACCAAUCCUCAGGCGACGGUUUUGAUGCUUGGACGGUACAUGGGAAUGAAGAUAAUCAGAGAGAGAAUGAGAUAGUAACUGUUAGCUUAUGUGUUACCGUGCUGUUAUAGUUUCAUAUCUAAACUCUCAAAGAUGAAAACAAAAAAUAAGAUGUGAAUGUAUGAAAG